AUGGAACUAACGGCGGAAGUGGGCUCGCCGGUGGGGCAGAACCAGAUGGAAGACACGGUGGCGGACAUGAAGGAGGUGGUGGUGAUGGAGACGGACACGGCGGAGGCGGUGGUGGUGACGGAGGUGGACAGGGACAAGUCGGUGGGGGUGAAGGACAGGGUUGAGGUGGAGGUGCACAUCGAGGUGGUGGAGACAACGACGACGGUGGCGGCAAUGAGGGCGUUGGAGGAAUUACCAAUGGUGGCGGAGAAUAUUGGAGCACCGGUGGUGGUGGUGGAGGAGGAGGUGAGAUUCUUGGUGAGUAAUAAGGAGUUACCGGCGGCGGAGAAGCCAGUAGCGGAGGGGAAUGAUAUAUCGGAGUCUGAUCAAAUGGAUUGUCCGCUGAAGGAUGUGUAGGAAAAGGCCAUUGACCACAUUUGGAGAACAGAAACAGGUCCUACUUCACUUUCAACACACAAAACCUCGCAUUGCUUUGGAUGGACGUUGGAUAGUUUAGAUGAAGAAACUCAAAUACAGUAAGACUUUGCAUCGUGGUUCGUUAUUCAAGAAAACUCUAAUAUCAUACUGUUUAUCCCAUAUUUUGUCUUUUUCGGCCCAAGCCCAAAGAGGUCGAAAAAGCUUCUAGAAUGGGGGAAGUUACUUGCAAAAAAGAGUAAGCAAUGCGCCACUUCGAAAAUGGGGGGCAAGUAGAAAAGUUCAGGAAAAACUGCAGCAAAUAGUCUUGGAAAAGUGGAAUAUAGAGUCACGGAAAAACUAUCUACGUUGCCUAUGAAAUAAAAGCAAGGCACAACAUAUCAAAUCCCUUGCAGCACAUUAUCAGAAAAAGUACAGACACUUCCUUUUGUAAAUUUCUAUGUAGUUCCUUUGUAUCAGCACGCGAUCAUGAGAGAGCAACAAGUCCCUUGCAGCAACACCGGGUAGAACAGCAGCAUCACUACUCCAGCUUUUUUCUUCUGUUUUUUCGUAUUACAAUUUCUGUAAUUUACCGUAGAAUAGUAAUAGUAUUAUGUCUGCUCCUGUUAUGCAUUUCUUUCAUUUUGCUUCAUCUUUUUUUCCCCUGUAUUUUUAAACACUUAUAUUCAGGAAAAUUGUAACAAAGUAUCCUGAGAACUCACCUUUUGAUUUAGAAGUUAGGUGCAUGACAUUGUUUGAGGACAAGCUCUCUUGACACGCCUGCGCACCACAAACACAACAAACACAUACACAUCAUCAAAUGGAGGAAGAAUUUAAACGAUACUCAAGUUCCAUCUUGCAUGUUUCAGAGCUACUCUGAUGGAUACUUAACUGUCAAAAUAAUUUCAAUUCUCCUUCAAGGCCUUCAUGCUUAUUUUGUCUUAAGUAGAUAGGGUUGAAUCACUUCUCAUUGUGGAUAUUUCAUCAAUGUUUCGCUGGUUUACUCAAUUUGAUGUAUUCUUAACGA
Prosopis cineraria is the source of this 1420-nucleotide messenger RNA. RefSeq lists its product as uncharacterized. Bases 1 to 396 code for a protein of 131 amino acids. The record is from RefSeq and is a predicted model, not a curated record. Lineage: Eukaryota; Viridiplantae; Streptophyta; Magnoliopsida; Fabales; Fabaceae. The transcript has 2 exons.